This is a messenger RNA of Rubroshorea leprosula, 1145 nucleotides long. The record is from the annotation of a GenBank genome assembly. NCBI's taxonomy places the organism in Eukaryota, Viridiplantae, Streptophyta, Magnoliopsida, Malvales, Dipterocarpaceae.
AGAACUCGAACGGUCCGGAUCGAAGGAACAGAAAAAGAACGGCACAUCAACCAUGGACCCCCAUGUAUAAUUUGCCACGUGUACAAAUAUCCGUGGAUCCGGGCAGGGCGGACAUCAUAGCAAAGGCCAACCGUGGCAACCCGAAGUCCGACGACCAUAUACCGAUCAAUUCCGGCGCCGUCAUGCGCGACCAGAAGCUCUGCCUCUCCAUCGACAUGGACUUGCGCCGCACCUACAGGCUAUUUGCUCACUUUUUCUUCAAUGCGCCGAAUUUUUGUGUAUUUGCACGGGCAAUGGUUAGGGUUUAUUGAUUUCGCCAUUUUUUUGCCCCCCGUUUGCUUCAGUUACACGGAACAGGAAGUUGCGGUUCCAGAUAUCGUGAUUGUUGGAUCACAAGCAUAGAAUUUCGUGAUCGAGAGUGUGCUGGUGGACGGAGAGCCUACUCAGAUGGAAUACUAUCCGCCGAAUCAAAUUGCUGGAAGCGAGAAGCACUAAAGCGAGGUUUCAUCUCAAGUUCUGCUGCCGAUGUCGCCGGUGCUGCUUAUGUAUCCGGCCUUGGGAGAGCUGUUGCCUAAUCUGCUCAUCAAUUGUUGCAACAAGAUGCAAAUAGAAGCAAUAAGUUCAUGGAAGGAUAAAACAGUGUUUUUUUUUUUUUUUUGUAGAUUGGGCUGCUAAACUCUGCAACAGCUGAUUGUUGGUCAAAUUACUUCAACAUCUCUCUUUGCAGUUAGUGACAAUAUAACCUUCACCAAGUGAAACAGGUUCAAUAAGGAAAGUUGUGGCAGCAUACAAAAACUUGGAAAAAUGUAGCUUUAUCUUGAUUGUUUUUUGGCCCGAUCUGAGCAAGGAUGAUACCCUUGCAAAUCUGUUACUGCUCAAUGAAUACUUUGGCAAUUGGGCCAGUUGAAAUUGUAUCAGAUCAGCAUAAUGGUCUAAUAUCUUCGCACUUGUGUUUAUUUGUUAGAACUACAUUAUAAUGUGGGGUUUAUCUAUACUGCACUGAUGUUGCAAUCAUGGUGAAAAUGGCUUUCUUUUCUUUGAAAUGUCUGCUAUAAUUUUAUGAGACUGAUUUUGUAUUCAAUUAUUACCUUUGACAUUGUUUCUGGUUCUACAUUGUUUUCCAUAGGGACGGGGAGUAUGAGCAG